Molecule: messenger RNA, 2919 nt
Organism: Seminavis robusta
Lineage: Eukaryota; Bacillariophyta; Bacillariophyceae; Naviculales; Naviculaceae
Source: the annotation of a GenBank genome assembly
AUGGAAAAAGCAAAAUAUAGGUACUCAGUCUCGGGUAGUGCCGCACACACUCGAUUGGUACCGUUGUUGCCAUCUGACUGGGAAGACUGCAGUCCAACUAAGGAAACGCCAUCGGGCAAUGAAGAAACUUUGGUUCCAGAUUUCGUUUGGGAGAAUGGUCCUAGGAAAGCAACCAGGCCUUACCGAGAUAUUCUUAAGGCGUAUUCUCAUCUACCCAAUGGUUCAGCGUGCCUGGAUAGUAAAUGGGUUUUAGCCCGUCUCCUCAAUGAAGAUGCAGAAACAUCAAUCGACAAAAAUGACAACGCCUUCAGCUUUUUGGCGACACUGGAAUCCCACUGCUUCAAAGGACCCGAUGGAUAUGCCAGUUUUUGCCAACGGGUCUUCACCGAGAAGGAAGACGGGCUCUCAGAAGAAAGCGACGAACCUGGAAUUUUUCCUGAUUUGUUGAUUAACAAUGGAGCGUGUCCAUCGACGGUGCCACCGAGUCCCUCCAGUUUGUGGGUGGUUAAAGACGCCUUCAGCAAUGGCGCGGGAGGAAUCUGGGUUGUCGACAGCUCGACUUCCAAUGCUCUCAAUAAAACUCCCAAUGCCAGUGGCCCUUUGUACCAAAAUCAUCAAUAUGUGGCCCAAAGAUACACUUGGCCUCCGGUGUUGUAUGGAGGCAAGAAAAUGCACGUCCGAGUGUAUGGGCUAUUGACAUCGGAUGGCAGAGCAUUUGUGCACAAGCGAGCCUUCUUGCACGUUGCCAAUGACAAGUUUCAGCUAAAGGAAGACCCAAAUAAGGAGGAGAAUGAGGAUCAUUCAAAAAUACCAGACGACAACUGUUUACCAGCUGAAAAGGUUUUCAGAGGAACCGUUCAUAUUUCCAACUGCUGUGCUAAUUCGCACGAUCAGACCGCAUUUGCUGGAGAAAUCUUGGCUGACCUGGAAGCCACCGAUAUGGCCGUUGACAAGGAGACAGAACAGCCAAUUUACCCCUUGGGGCCUUUCUUCCCGUCCAUGAAAGCCUCCCUGGCGGCUCUCACUCAACGUGCUUGGCCCUUUUUGGCGGGAGGACAGGGAAACAAUGGAUUCGAAUACUUAGGCAUGGAUUUCAUCCUUUCCUACAAGCAAUCCGACAGCACCAACGAACGAGAACCGGUUGCCUAUCUCUUGGAAGUCAAUGCGCCCCCGGCACAAGACACAGCCACAGGCCUCAAGCAUGCUGAAGACUUGCACGAUGAUGUUAUCCGCGAUAUUAUGACCCUAUGGGUACUUCCAAAAGUAACCGAUGGAGUGUACGCGGAAACACCUGGAGGCUGGAGGUUGGCGCACACAGUCCCCUCGGAAGGCGACAACACGGAAAACGACGAACCCAUUCUCCCAUCAAAGGCCGCAAUCAUCAACAAGAUUCGGUGGGGAAUGCUGGAACGGAGAACUACAAAGCAAGAAAGCAGGCACACGACAACAGAAAAGGCGAGUGCCUUAUCAUCAAGGUAUGUCAACUCUCAAGAUCCGACGGAGAGCCAUUCACCUGAUUUCAUAGCUGCUCGAACCCGAAACCUGUUCCCCUAUUUUUCUGACUUUCCUGGCAUUGCUGCAGAAGCGACAAGUAGCGAGGCCGCUAGCCGCGUUCCUCCUAAAAUAUUUUGGGAGAACGCUGGUGGGGCUCAGGUACCUUUCCAUGUAAUUCGGCAAAUGACUGGUGCCUUGGGACACAGAAAUCGUUCCGUUGAGGGCGCAAUGACGAAAGAACGGGCACGAAACGUCCUUGGAACGUUGCUAGGUGCCGCCCCUGAUGACUACUUUGUCUUCCUUGGACCAAACGCGUCAACCUUGCUCCUCAGUCUAGCCAAUCAAUAUGCGAGUUCUGGGAUGAUCAAGAACGGUGACGAGAUUGUUCUGAGUACCGAAAAUCAUUUGGCAAACGUUAACCCAUGGAUAGCGGCUGCAGAAAUGGUGGGUGCAACGAUCAAGUGGUGGGCGCCCACUCGAUUCGGCGAAGAGACAAAACAGGAUGAAUCUGCUUCGCCCUUUCUGUCUGACAUCCUAACAAAGAAGACGCGUAUCAUUGCGAUCUCUCACGCAUCAAACAUUUUGGGCCAACUGCGAGAUGUAAGAUCCAUUCGAACCAUGGCGGACUCCGCCACGAAAGGCUACGCCCUGUUGGUGGUCGACGCUGUUGCUGCGGCGCCGCACAUUUAUCCAAAUGUCUCCAGCCUUGGCGUUGAUUGGUAUGUGGUUUCGUGCCACAAACUGUUUGGUCCUCACAUUGGAGCUUUGUUGGGGCGGAAGGCUUCUGUGGAUCAAUUGGUCACUGCAUCGAUGACGAAUCACCACUCCAUCGAGAGUUUGCCAUACAAACUCCUGGAGGUCGGAACAAUCAACUAUGAGGGAUGUUCCGGGAUCGUCGGUCUAGGAAUGUACAUCAGAGAGCUGGGUAUGUUGCAGCUAAGCCAAGGUUCAGACGGUGCUAUUUGGAGGGAUGAGCAGACUUCAUGCCAGACUCCUCGGCAGGAAUCGUAUUGGUGCCCUCUAGUCUCAGAUGCGGAAAGCCCUACGCAAGAUCAAGUCAUGAUAGCAUACCAAAGAAUCAGAAGGGUUGAAGAGUGGCUAGUGGAUUGUCUUUUGACUGUUUUGCGAAAGUCUGACAAGGUCCGCAUUAUUGAGAUCCCGGAGUCCGAGCUAUUCUGUGUCGCCAGGCUUCCAGUGAUUAGUUUUGUGCACGAAACAGUCAAGUCAAGCACAAUUGUUGAGUGUUGUUCCAAGAAUGGUCUUAUUUGUCGGCAUGGAACUUUUCUGUCCAAUCUACAGCUACUGGAAGAUUUUGGCGUCUCGGUGCCCGAGGGUGUUGUACGUGUCUCCCUACUUCACUACAACUUGAGGAUCGAGGUUGAUGCCUUUGCAGAUAUUUUGGAAUCAAUUCCAGGCUGGUUCUAG